UGUUGUGUUCACACGCGGUUUUGUCAGAUCUCGCGAGAGCAGCGAGCAUUCAGCUCCAUUACUUCGUCUUUUUGCUGCCAGCCAUGGCUUGAAAGCUUCAUUCUGUCACCUACCGGACUGUAGAAUGUAGUGUGGGCCUUAGGACAGAGGGAGGAAACCCGGUUAAGAACUUGUUCUACCUGACUAAGAUGUUCUACAAGUCUGCCGGAAAUAGAAAGAAGAAGGAAGAGAAGGAGGAGGAAAAAAAGCAAGAUGGCGUUUGGGAGAGAAGGCUUAAACAUGGGUGUUAUAGUUCUGUAUUUUUAAUCAGUGCAUACAUGUGCACACAUAUGUCGUUUUAUAGAGUAAACAUCGUCAAUAAUUGUUUGUAUCCGGAUACAUUAGUCCGAGCGCAUUUUGACGCGUCUUAGCUUGUUAGCUGCUAACAGAGACGCGACACAUCUGCGCGGAUUAAAAACACAACAUUAGUGAUCAAAACACAUCGCUUGGUUAAGAUCAAGUGUGAGUGUAAAGUGUUGUGAUUGUGUGAAAAAUGUGCGAAAAAACGAGAGCAGAGUACGAGGAGGAACUUUGUCCGACAAAAGAGGAGAAGGAGCGACAACGUCAACUACUGGACGCUGUUUUCAAGAAACAUCAAGUUGUGUCACACAGAGCAGGUUGUCCUCUGCAUUCGACCCAUCCCCUUUUACAACCCCUGGGAGGUGAGGGGAGCAGUGAGCAGCAGCGGUGGCCACGCCCAGGAAUCAAUUGUGGCGAUUUAACCCCCAAUUCCAACCCUUGAUGCUGAGUGCCAAACAGGGAGACGUCUACCAACAGCAUCUUCUCCCUGAGCAACCGGAGUGGCGCUCCAGGAUGGAGCGAGAGGAGCCACAGAUCCCGCACUACAAAGAGGAAGAGGAGGACCCCCUGACCUCCCAUUUUAAAGAGGAAGAGGAGGAACACAGCAUCAGUCAGGAGGGAGAGCACCCUGAAUGGUUGGAGGAGUUCCCAGUGAUUGGUGUGAUUGUGAAGAGUGAAGAUGACGAGGUCGACAGUGAGAGUGAGGAGAAGAGAGAGGCGGAGCCUCCGAGCAGCAGCUCAACAGAAGCUGAUGGAGACCACUGUGGAGGAUCACAAGCAGACAAGCUCUUAGCUCCACUAUCAGAUAGUGAGGACACAACGUCACACUCUCCUGACUCUGAUGAUGAAGACUCUAAAGAUGAUAAGACAUGUCACACUGACAACACACACUUCACGUGCUCCCACUGCGACAAAACCUUUAAAUACCAUUGUCGCCUGAAAGUACACAUGAGAAAACACACCGGUGAAAAACCUUUUUGUUGUUCAAUCUGCGGUAAAGACUACACUCAAAGACAGCAUUUGAAGACGCACAUGAGAACACACACCGGUGAAAAACCCUUUUCCUGCUCAUUCUGCGGCAAAGGUUUCAAGCAAAGUCACAAUUUGAAAAUACACACGAGAAUACACACGGGAGAAAAACCCUUUUCAUGUUCAGUCUGUUGCAAGGAUUUUGUACAAAGACAGGAUUUGAAAGUGCACAUGAGAACACACACCGGAGACAAACCGUUCAUGUGUUCGUUUUGCAGCAAAAGAUUCUCCGUCAAGGCCAAUUUGAUCAUGCACACAAAAAUACACACCGGCGAAAAGCCUUUCAUCUGUCCAGUCUGCGGUAAAGCUAUCACACAAAGCCGCAACUUAAAAAGGCACAUGAGAACGCACACCGGAGAUAAAUGUUUUUCGUGUUCAGUCUGUGGCAAAGGUUUCGUACAAAGUGGUGAGUUGAAAGUACACAUGAGAAUACACACCGGAGAAAAACCUUUUAUCUGUACAAUCUGUGGUAAAGAUUUCGUAACCAGUCAACAAUUGAAAGAACACAUCAGAACGCACAGCGGAGAAAAAACAUUUGCGUGUUCAAUCUGCGACAAAAGUUUUUGUCACCCUCGAAGCCUCGUGGUACACACGAGAAUGCACACUGGCGAGAAAACAUACUCGUGCACAAUAUGCAACAAAACCUUUGGUCGCCAUAGAAACUUCGUGGUACACAUGAGAACGCACACCGGAGAGAAAGUGUUUAGUUGCAGUGUGUGUGGGGAAAGAUUCUCUUAUAAGUACCAGUGUGAGAAACACAAAUGUGCUGGGGAGAACGGCGGCAACAAAUGAAGAUGCAGGAUUUGAAAUAAACCGUCUUUCUAACAAGAUCCGCACAUAUAACGUGUGUGACAUCGUUGUUGUGUUUGCAACACAAUCACUGUAAAAUGAUUCUACUUUGUAUAGCAGGGGUCGGGAACCUUUUUGGCUGAGGGAGCCAAGAAUCCAAAUAUUUUAAAAUGUUUUUCCGUAAGAGCCAUAAAAAAUGUUUUCAACACUGAACAACUAAAUGUGUGCAUUUUUAAGUCAGACCAACAUUUCUAGAGUAUAAUAGGUCUCUUAUUCUUUGUAAUAACAUUGUUAUUCUGAAGCUAACUGUGGAGGGGCGUGGCCUGCGGGCCUGCAGCGAAGCGGGGUGUUGCCAGGAUCGGCCUCGAAAUUAGCGACAGACGCGUAGAUGGCCCACCUUUGCCUUGUUAUCUAAUGACCUGUCGCUCUGUUAUAAGCAGCAGCCAGGAGGAGAGACGGGGUUGGGGCUGGAGCCAGAGCGCGAACGAAAAAGGAAAAGACAAUUGCUAGGAAGCAACUGAGGGACUUAUUGAAAAAUAAAACAAUAUUGUAACCCUGAAACAGGCUCUCAUGUCGGUGCUUGGUGGUCUGAAGAACCCCCAGGAAGGCAAGCCCCACACUAACCAAUAAUAAAUACAUAACUUCUUACCAUUAACGCAACUUCUUGAACAGGUGCGGUAGAAACGGAUGGAUGGAUUCAAAACACAUGAGAAUGUUUUAUAUUUUGAACGUUAUUUUUAACACUGUGAUUACAAGUGGAAUUAUUCAUUACUUAUCGUGUUACGCAAUGUCAGCUCAGAUUUUAUCUGAGUGCCAGAUCUGGCUCUAGAGCCAUAGGUUCCCUACCCCUGUUGUAUAGAGUCAAUAUUUUAGAUAUUUUUUCUCCUGGAAGCAUAUUAUUAUUUAGUUAAUAAAUCAUUUUAGCAGUUUUAUACAAGAUCAUUUAUUUAAAAAAUGUCUAUAUUAGUGAAUCAUUUGUUGGGUGUUGAUAACCAAUUCUAUUAUCUUAUUACGCUGUAAUGUAAUAUAUUGUUUUGUGAUUGUUUCAUAUGUAUGUCUAAGACUUUUAUGCAUCCAGCAAUGUAUGCUUCAACAAAAAUUGGGUACAAUAAAUGUAGUUGAUAUGUG
Molecule: messenger RNA, 3285 nt
Organism: Nerophis ophidion (straightnose pipefish)
Lineage: Eukaryota; Metazoa; Chordata; Actinopteri; Syngnathiformes; Syngnathidae
Product: zinc finger protein OZF-like
Exons: 3
Coding region: 781-2160 (459 amino acids)
Source: RefSeq, a predicted model, not a curated record